Molecule: messenger RNA, 10790 nt
Organism: Macrobrachium nipponense
Lineage: Eukaryota; Metazoa; Arthropoda; Malacostraca; Decapoda; Palaemonidae
Gene: Rme-8
Product: dnaJ homolog subfamily C member 13-like
Exons: 40
Coding region: 611-7024 (2137 amino acids)
Biological process (GO): receptor-mediated endocytosis; regulation of early endosome to late endosome transport; endosome organization
Cellular component (GO): endosome membrane
Source: RefSeq, a predicted model, not a curated record
CUAGUGGGAGGAGGAGAGGGAUCCUCCCCCUCCCCCGCCCCGUAGCAAAACACCCACCCACCGUAAACAUUGGGAACUGUCACAGAUGGGAUGGAGACUUGUUAGCCCCUGGGACGUCUUUUACGUUUUGUACUCCUUACACAGUUUUGUUAUGAAUCAUGGGUACUAACAACCAGGAUGUUGCGUGUUAUCUUGUUACCAAGCAUUCAGCAUGGAAGGGCAAAUACAAGAGGAUAUUCAGUGUGGGGAAUGCAGGCAUCACCACCUACAAUCCAAACAGUAUGGAAGUUACCAACCAGUGGUAUUACCACGACUUUAUUAAUAUAACACCAGCCUUGAAAGGCAUUGGGCAGGUUCCCAACGAAUUCAUCAUCACAAUGAGAAAAGGGAAGAAAGUAGAUCACAUGAGAUUUUCUUCAGAUCAUCGGACUGACAUAAUAUCAGAGGCUCUAGUAUAUAGACAUAGUUUUGCAGAACCUGUUUCAGACAAUUUGCGUGCUAACGCCCAGAAAGUUCACUGGACAGAGACCAAGCAGUCAGUGGUACUGGAAGUGACUCCCUGCUCUGUGGAUCAGCUGGAUCCUACACUGGAGCCCCUUUAACUUCAUACAUGUUCAAAGACAUAGAAGCCUUAGUUCCUAUAUCAGACCUUCCAGGUGGUAUUUGUAUUCAGAGUGGAGGGUUUGGUAGGCUUCACAUAUUUUCUACUGAUCGUCGAGAUGAAAUACUGAAGAAAGUGGAGGAUAAUGCUAAGAAGUACAUAGGAAUUACUAUACCAGCAAAAAAAGUUUGCAUAACGUUGGAGAAAGCAUUAGAUAGUAGACUGGGAAAAUAUAGUGGUGAUGAGCACAUCACAUCCUUAUGUGAAUUUCCUGUGCAUAAAGUUACUCACAGACAUAAUGAUCCGGUGAGAAGAACACUGUGCAUAAGUGAGACUUGCUUGAUUGAACGUGAUCCCAACUCAUACUCAAUAGUAACCUUAAAACCCCUCUCAGAUGUUUUUGCACUCGUUAGAAAUCAGGAAAACCCUCAGAAGCUCACUGUUGAGUAUGUCCGUGGAGGCAGCAGAGUUUAUAUGUCUUCUGACAGGGAUUCGUUGCUGGCAUCGCUCAUUGAUGGGGUUCGUGCGUCGGGUAACUUGGAUGUUCACGUGCGCAUGACUCUUACUCCACGGGGCAAGAGAUUAGGGCCUUUAGAAGUGCCUGUUGAUGAAGAAGUGGAAUCUAUGCAUCUCAAAUUUCUUCAACAGCCGCCACCUGGCUGGAGCUUCUCUGAAACAGUCGAUAGGUUUAAUGCAAAUGUCUCUUACUCAGGGUUACUACAUGCAGUUACAGGAGAGGGACUGUUUGCAGAAAACAAAGAGAGAUUAAUCACUGGAGGACUGGGUGCUCUAGUGUUACGAGAAGGAGACCAAACAACUUUACCACCUGAGGAAGUUGAAGCACAGUUCCAUGCUCUGCGGCGUUUAGUUGCCUCAAAGGCAGGAUUUGCUUGUCUUACGUCUUUAUCAGGUUUCAGGGAAAAAAUCGGGGUGAAAGUUGUCAAAGCACUGCAAAGAAACGACGAUGGCAUUAACCAUGCUGCCCUUGAUAUGCUCUGUGCCCUUAUGCAGCCAAUGCACGAUUAUCCAGAUCUAAAGCAAGAGCAGCUCAACAAAGCGUCACUUCUUGCAUCCCCAAAAUUUCAGGAGAAAUUAUUAGAGAACUGGGUCAGCCAUGUUACCCAUGGAACUGGUGCCUUAGUGGUGUUAGCAAUGUUAGAUUUCUUGACUUUUGCCCUCUGUGCACCUUAUAGUGAAACAACAGAUGGAGCUCAUUUUGAUCGCCUUUUAGAAAUGGUGGCUGAGAAUGGCAGAUCCCUCUUCAGAUUAUUCCAGCAUCCAUCACUGGCGAUUGUCAAGGGGGCUGGCUUGGUGAUGAAAGCUGUCAUUGAAGAAGGAGAAAGUGAUAUACCGGAACGUAUGCAACUUCUAGCCCUAACAGAAGGAGCGCUACCAAGACAUCUUUAUACAGCUCUCUACACCCAGACAUCUGAUGGGAGGCUUCUUACUCAUCGCCAGCUUUCUCGUCAUUUAGUUUCUCUGUGGGCAGCAGAAAAUCAGUCAGCAAUAGAUCUUUUAGGAAGAACAGUACCUCCAGGGUUAUUGACAUUUCUGGAAAGCAAGGAAACCGUACCUCUUGAUGACAUUGACAGACUUAAUUUACGGGAUAACAUCAAAAUGGCAGAAGAAAACGAAGAAAAGAACAGAAAAAACCAGGUCCUCGAAAGUCUUGACAGAGCUUACAAGACGUCUGUGAAGAAAGUUGAAAGUCUUGUUGAAAAACAUAUGGAUAAAAUUGAAGCUGUGGAAAGGCAUUUACAGUCAGGGGCCAAGCAAAUGGAAGCUUACUACGAGGUCUACCUGGAGAAGCAUGUUGACUUUGCCUUGCAACACUGGCGAUCACGUAUGAAGAGAGAAAAGACUGCAGAGGAGAAAUUUCGAGAAAGGCCAUUGGUUUUAAGGAAAAGACGUGAAAAGUUGAAGAUAACUGCGAAUUGGCCUUUGUUUUAUUACCAUUUCAAUAGAGAUCAUGCUCUUCCAAAUCUCAUAUGGAACUACAAGACGAGAGAAGAGUUGCGAGUAGCCUUAGAAUCUGAGAUGCGAGCCUUCAAUGAGGAUAGAGACAUCAGGUCGUCAGUUGUGAUAGCUUGGAAUCAUCAUGAAUUUGAGGUAUCGUAUCCCUCUUUAAAAGAUGAGAUUAAGAUUGGAGAUUACUACCUAAGGAUAUUGUUAGAACAGGAGAGUACGGCAUCCCAAGAAGACUCGCCAAUCAGAAAGUCAUAUGAAUUCUUUAAUGACCUCUACCAUAGAUUCCUACUUACUCCUAAAGUGGCUAUGAAGUGCUUGUGUCUUCAGGCAAUGGCACUUGUGUAUGGCUUGCAUCAUAAAGAAGUUGGUCAGUUUAAUGACACAAGAUACAUAGUGACGAUGCUGUCUCGUACCUGCGACAGAUUAGAGAGAGAUAGAUUGCUACUUUUCUUGAAUAAGCUUAUAUUAGAGAAAUCAAAUGUUCGAGAAAUUGUGGAAGCUGGUGGGGUUCGUAUUUUAGCAGACUUGCUGACCCUUGCCCACCUACAUGUUAGCAGAGCAAUAAUGCCGACACAGACUAAUGUGAUAGAAGCAUCGCCAGACAUGGCACGGGACUCCGAGAAGGAAUGGUAUUACCAAGGCACCAACAAAGAGAGGGCAGGUCCCUUUAGUUUCAAAGAUCUGAAGGAAUUUUGGGCCAGCAAUACAUUAACUUUGAAGACGCUUUGUUGGGCACAGGGAAUGGAUGGGUGGCACCCUCUGAGUAAUAUCCCUCAACUGAAAUGGUCACUUGCUGCCACCGGUACUGCAGUGAUGACAGAAAGUGAUCUUGGUACACUCAUCCUUAACAUGCUUAUCACCAUGUGUAGAUACUUCCCUUCAAGAACAGAUGAUGGCGCUGUCAUUCGGCCUUUGCCAAGAAUUAAGAGGCUGCUUUCAGAUCCUUUGUCUCUACCACAUAUUGUCCAAUUGCUGCUCACUUUUGAUCCUGUUCUAGUGGAAAAGGUGGCAACAUUAAUGGUUGAGAUUAUGCAAGAUAAUCCACAUCUAUCCACAUUGUACACUACGGGCGUGUUUUUCUUCAUACUCAUGUAUACUGGUUCUAAUGUUCUCCCUAUUGGCCGUUUCCUUCAUAUGUCUCACAUGCAGCAGGCAUUUAGAGCAGAGGAGAAUGCUGGAGGGGAUAUUAUGCAGCAAAGUAUUCUUGGCCAAAUACUGCCUGAAGCUAUGGUUUGCUAUUUAGAAAAUUAUGGAGCAGAUAAAUUUGCAGAAAUUUUCCUUGGAGAAUUUGACACUCCUGAGGUGAUCUGGAGUAAUGAAAUGAGACGUCACAUGAUAGAAAAACUGGCUUCUCACUUAGCAGACUUCACGCCUCGGUUGAUGAGCAACACUCGAGCCUUGUAUCAGUAUUGUGCCAUCCCCCACAUCACAUAUCCACAACUAGAGCAAGAACUCUUCUGCGAUAUUUACUACCUCAAACAUUUGUGUGAUGUCGAUAGAUUUCCUGAUUGGCCAAUUAAAGAUCCGGUUGCCCUAUUAAAGAGAGUUUUAACAGCCUGGCGUAAUGAGGUAGAAAAACAGCCUUCAUCAAUGAGUGUUGAAGAUGCCUUCACUGAGUUAGGACUUGAGCAAGAGGCAAGACACGAUGAUGCAAAGAUUAGGAAAGCUUACUUUAGAUUAGCGCAGAAAUAUCAUCCUGACAAGAACCCUGAUGGGAGAGACAAAUUUGAGAGAGUCAACAAAGCUUAUGAGUUCCUUUGCAGUAGAUCAGCGCAUUCUGUGGAUGGGCCUGAUCCACGAAAUAUUCUUCUAGUCAUCAGAACACAAAGUAUUCUUUUUUCACGCUACAAAGAUGUUUUAGCACCAUACAAAUAUGCUGGAUAUCCAAUGCUAAUCAAAACCAUUCAGCUAGAAGCGGACGACGAACAGCUCUUCAGCAAAGAGACCUCUCUUCUAGCUGCGGCAGCAGAAUUGACGUACCAUACCAUCAACUGCUCUGCAUUAAAUGCUGAAGAAUUAAGGCGAGAGAAAGGGCUCGAGGUGCUACAAGGUGCAUAUAACCGUUGUGUUAGUGUCCUAAAUGCCAGCAGUAAGCAGGGUGAUGUUGCUGUACAAGUUUGCACCAAUAUUGCAAAGUGUUAUACAGCUGCCGCUUCCUUCCCACUGUGUCGGGAGAAACUUAUUGAGAUGUCACACUUUAUUAAGGAUCUCUGUCACACAUUGUAUUUCAAGACUUUACUUCGUGUGUGCCUUGUUGGUGUGGAAUGUGUCUCGGCACUGGCAGUCGACCAAAUUCUUCAGAUGAAUCUUCUUCAGGCUGGAGUCAUUUGGCACCUCUUGCUCUUUCUUUUUGCUUACGAUUUCACUCUAGACGAAGGUGGAGUCAGCAAAUCUGAGGACUCAAACCAACAGGAAAUGUGUAAUAGAUUAGCGAAGUUGGCUCUUCGAGCUAGUGGUCGCUUGGCUGGUUUAUACAGAGAGGAUGAAGCCACCCCUGUAAAUACUGUCGUUCAAGGUGUGCUGCAGAAACUGCUUACUUUUUAUGUGGUAUCACUAAUACCAGAAAGGAAACCUGAGGAAGUUCUCAAGCUCUUGACAAGCAACGUGGAAACUCCAUAUUUAAUAUGGGACAAUGGAACUCGAACACAACUUCUGGACUUCUUGAAUGUGAAUCAGCAGUCUCAUGUGCGAACAGGACAGUCAGAUCCUGAAUAUGGGGCUGCCUUUGAAUUUGAUGCACAUAAAGAUGAACUGGUCAUCGGAGGAGUCUUCAUUCGAAUUUACAACGAACAGCCAACAUUCCCAAUUCAGAAUCCAAAGGAGCUGACUCAGGAGUUACUCCAGUAUAUAGGUGGAGAAACCCAGUACGUGCACUCGUUACUUUCCAUCUCAUCAGCAUCGGUCUCCCAUCCAAGGCUUGCACGUGUUGGUGAUGCAUUAAGAGCUCUUGUUAAUGUAAUAAAAAACAAUCCCGGAAGUAAAGAGUCAUACCUUAGAGGGGAUCGGAUAUCAGGUGUUGAAAUGCAGUGUAUAGGUCACUUCAAGCUAUUGUUUUCACUGCUGCGUUUGGAAGGCUGUGUGUCUGUGCAGCAAAGCGUUUUAGCAGUGAUUGAAGGAGUCACGGGAAAUGCUGACUGUGUCAGUGAUAUUGCUGGCUCCGAGGUUUUGGUGUACCUGAUGUUAGCUCUGCAUUCUCCAGCACUGGUACCUGAUCGUAUGACCUCUCUUAACAUAUUACAUGCGUUAAUGUCAAAUACCAAAAUUGUCAAAGAAGCCCUUAAUAAAGGUGCUGUCAUGUAUCUUCUCAACAUAUUCUGUUCCUCUGAUGAUGGUGACGUUCGAGAAAAAACCUCGGAGCUGAUGGGCAAGAUGACAUGCGACAAACUAGUUGGCCCUAGAGUCCGGCUCAUCUUGAACAAGAUUCUCCCUAGUGCCCUGGUAGAUCAGAUGAGAGAUUCUCCAUCCACAGCCGUUCACAUGUAUGAAGCACAGCAUGAAAACCCUGAGUUGAUAUGGACAGAUGAGUCAAGACAGAAGGUUUCUGCAACUGUUGAGAGAUUGGUUGAAGAAAUUCACCAGCAACAGCGUGAAGAUCCCAAUACUGUCUGGAAAUUCCCCGAAGACAUCACUUUAUCUUCGACCUCUGGAGAAGUGGUUGUUGGGGGAGUGUACCUUCGACUGUUGGUGUCCAGUCCCACUUGGGUUUUGCGCAAACCUAAGCAGUUUGUUUCUGACCUGUUAGAUGCUCUUCUAGAUCUGUUUGCAAAAGGGGGUGGUGAGGAUGACACUUUAGAACUAGUGCUUAAUAGUAUUGUUAUGGUACUGUCAGCCCAGCGCAACCUCUUAGAAUAUUUACCUCAACUUGGUCACAUUCCACGAAUAGUGUCGCAUCUCUCGUCUAAAUGCCUUCCCGUGGCUAGAGCUGCCGCUUUAACGACUCACCAGUUUACUUUUAAUCAGGUAUGCAGUAAUAUACUGGAAGGAACCGAAGUAAUAUCAGGCCUUGUAGCAGCGAUGAAAUUACGUCCAGAUGUAGUCGGUGUAUCCUGUGAAGCGCUACAUAAUUUGUUUUCAGAAGGUGGAGUUUCUGGGCCAGCUCUUGUUGAACAAGGGCUCCGUGCUAAUGUAAUCCCUUUCCUACUAUCUUUAUUGGAUGCAAAACUCCAAGUCCCCAAUCCAUCCUCCACCAAAGCUCAGAUCGUUGCUUGUUUGAAGAGUAUGGCAUCGUCCCCACAGCAUUCAGAUGAGGUUGUGGAGCUACUCGAAAAGUCAACUGUAUGGGCGCAGUAUCGGGAUCAAAAGCACGAUCUGUUUCUGGACACCUCUCCUGCUCUACACUGUUUAACUGGAACAGUUCCAGGUGUUUCUGGUUACCUAACUCAGGGGUCAACGCGUGUCAUGCCCUCUCUACCGCCAGCUGUCAGUGAUACAAGACAUCAGCCAGAGUUGCCAUAAAGUGAUGUUAACUCUAGUUGCAUAUAAAUAGGUUUACAGGAUUUAGUUCAAGUGAUCUCGACAGUGAAAGCAACAAAUUAUUGAAAAUCUCUCACUUUUUAGUUGGCAACAUACUACCUGUGUGUGUGUGCUUGCUUAUUAUGGAAAAAUCGUACCAUUAAGUAAAAGACUGGCACACCCAUUUAUAGACAGUUUAUCAGAUAAAACUGGAAUUAUGUUUUCUUUCCGAGUGGAGGAUAGCAGACAAUACAUUUUCAUUUACCGUACACUUACCAUUGUAUCCCUUUCCUUUUUUAGGUGACAUUUUCUCUUACAUGACUUGGAUAAGUAUUGCACCAACUGUAGUUUCACUGAGGCAGUAGAUGUUUGUCAUCAUUUAUUGUUACACCUGCACUAAGAUCUUCAGUGUACUGUCAGAGGAGAUCAUCAGGUUGGCCAGUCAACCCAUUUUCCAUUCCUGUGCUUCUCUUGAUGAAAUUUGAACAUUUAAAUGCUAAGUUUCUAAGUACAUUCAAGAAGAACUUUGCUCAAUAUUGGAGCAGCUGCACUAUGCUCAAGUUCAAUUAUGUAGAAUACUAGAAAGAAUCCAGGUGGAUUGAAGUUAUAUUAUUUGUUUACUGCAAGCUUCAAAUUUGUCGGGCAAUUGUGUAAACUAGAACUAGCAUUUGAGGUGAGAUCAAAUAUUGAUUGUAUUUUGUAUGAAAGUUGAAGUAAAAAUUUUAUUUUCACAUCUUGAUUGCAGUUUUGCUUUGCAGAAGGUAUUGUUAGCACUUUCCAAUCCUUUCGUCCUCAUGCAUUCAAUACUACAAGUACUUCAGUGAAGUAACCCACAAUUUAUUAUUUAGAGGGAAAGAAAGAACAUGGUUUAGGUUACUAUGCAAAGAAGGAUGAAAAUCAGAUACAUUGAAAAUAUGAGACGAGUGGAGAUCUCUUCAUACAGUGCUUGCCAAAUCUUUGGGGAGAAAAGCAUUUGCAGUAUUGGUUUCCAGUCUUAAGUGUGGAUAUCUGGUACAUUGAACACCAUCAUUUUGACACUGUAUUGUGCACCAUGCAUUUAGCCAUUAUUUUUUUGGCUAUAAAUGUUCUAAUUAUUUUGGUAAAGUGAAGUUGUCUUUUAUCAUUUUCAUCAUCUGAUCAGACCCUUUUUUUUUCUCUCCUUUUUUUUUUUUUACUGGAAGUGAUUCAGUAUGGAAAGAGAACCUUGUGAGUAACUGAACUUGGUUUACACGAUGUCAUUUGAAAAAAUAUUUUUAUUCCUUUGAAUAUUACAUAUGUGAGUUUGUGAAAAAGAAACCAAGAAGCUUUUUUUUCAUAUUUGUUGGUUAAAUAAAGAUUGUACUAUUUCCUUUCAUGAUCUGUAUUUGUAAAUAUUAAAUUUACUAUAUUUGUAAGGAUCUCAAAUUUUCUUUAUGACUAUGUAUCAUUGAAUAUUUAAAGUACAAUACAGUACUCUUGCUGACCAAUUUUGCAUGUUUUAGCUUUCUGUUGUAAUGUUCUUUAUUGUAAACUUAGUGUUGUGUCACAUGGGACAUUUCAUCACUGAUUGCCAAACACCUUUUGCUUAGGUUAAUCUUCUCUUCAGAGUCAAUAGCAGCAGCAUUUCUUAUUUGAACGUGAAGUCAUUUGGAAAGAUGAGUCAGUUAUUAUUUUAUUAUACAUGAUUUUGUAGUCGUGUUUUCUUAUUCACAUCACCUGUUUUCCACAGACCUCACACAAUAUCAUGUAUUGGGUGUCUCACUUGUAGCUAUAAUACAACUACUCCAUUUUAAAGGUGAUUCUUAGAAGAGAUCAAUCAUUUCUGAAGGAUAUUUAUUUUGAAUCGGAAAUGCGCUGAUAAAGAUAUAGUACACAAAAUAAUAUACCACGUAAUUCAGGCAACAAUUAUUAUCUCUCUACCCUUGGAUUUUCAUCUUCAGUGCAGUUGAUAAAUCUAACCUCACUCUUUGUAUCACCUGUAAUAACUGUGGGAUAAUAUCCUUUCUUUUUCAUAAGAUUCCUUAAACAACUUUCUUUUUAUAUUGGUCCAUCCUCCUUUUUCUUUUAUGGUAUUUCAACUUUUCUGCUGGUGCUGGGCUGUUGUGCCCCCCUAUUUUGUAAGUCAAUCUUACCUCUUGGUAUGAUAAGUAAGUACCCUGUCAUACUUAUGAGUACAGUUACAGGAAAACCAUUUUAAUUCAAGUUUGCCACGUGCAUUCCUGUCUUCUGGUUGCCGUUUUUCAUUUGGGGUUCUUCCAUGUGGUUCGGCUCUUCAUUGGGUUAGUUGGUGACUUCACAUUUUAGGUGGGUAGCCUAUCUGUUUUCCUCUAGUUUUAGAUUCUUUGAGAAUUUUUAUGGUGGUUUAGGAUGGCUCAUUACACAAAACUUUAUUCCUGUUCUGUCAACAUUGUCAGUCUUUUCCAACUGAGAUGUCAACUUAUGAGUUGAGGGGAAGAUUUUCAGUCGUCAAAGCCUCUCUACAAUUAGUUUUGGUACAGCAGAUACACCAGACAAGUUCUCAUCUUGGAUAGACGUUUCACAUCAGUCCAAAUACUACGUAUAACAGCAUCUCCCCACUCCAUCAGCUGGAAUGAACCUAUAUAUUAUUACGAGUUCUUGUCCCUAUGGUGGCUCAAUAUCGGGGCUUUGCUUAAAGAGUGUAUUAACACUGAGUAAUCAGUCAUGUCAUCUCUCAGUGUCUCCAAAUCUGUAUCCUUGGACUUAGCAUCCUAAAUUGGAUUUUUUGCAUGUGGUACUAAUCCCCUAUUGCACGUGAGGUUUUAAGUAAGUUCUUCCCUUGUAGGAUGAUUUUCUUCAGUUGAAUGGGUAUACUAUAACAGCUUUGUUAGAGCUCAUAUCUCUGUAGGCAUUAUUUUCAUGCGUUACCUUUCUUAGUUACUUCCAUAUGUUCAUUCCUGGACGUAAGUCAGACUUAUCACAACGCCAAAGAUGACGACUCGUUUUUUGUUUGGAUAAAAUGGUAUAAAUGAUUUUGUCUGUUAUAAAUGGUGUUUCUGUGUCAAGUACUUAUUUUUUUUUUUUUAGAAUGGAUUGACAUCUAACACUCAAAUCCUUUUUUAAACAGUUUCAUUUUAGCUAUAUAUUGUGAGAAACAGUAUGUUAAGUGUGUGGCAAUUACGUAACAGGAAAGUUAAUGCACCUACUUCAUUCUUAGAACCUUUUGUUAUUUAAAUAUGGUAUUUUUGCAAGUAGCCAAGUUUUGGCAAUAUGAAGAUAAAUGAUUUAGUUGUGUUUCAUUAGGAAUACAAAUAUAGAGUAUAUAGUAUAUAAGAGCUCUUUAAGUACAAGGUAAAGAUGACUUCAUCACGUUAUGUAAAGCUAUGAAUGGUUAUGGAAAUGUACACCACAUAACAUUAAUAAUAAUAUAAUAAAGCAUUGAUUUUUUUAGUUUGACAACAAUGUCUGUGGCCCUUUGACUGUUGUGUUAUUAGUAGACCCGAGUACUACACUUUUUGGCUUUUAUGAUGCAAUUACUUUUGUUAAUUCAAGGUAUAUUAUUAUUAUAUUUUUAUUGUGGCCUCUUUUGAAGAAUCCGGUACUACUGAUUUGCCCCAGGCUUUUGACAGUGAGACAUUAUUAAUAAUGAUUAUUGAUUCCGUCAUAUGAGUGUUCGAUUGGAUGUGAAUGAGACAGCCAAGAUCUGUUGAAACAAAUCACUACAAGCAGACCUGUGAUGUAGGGAACAAUGGUUGUAGGAUAAAUGUAUAUACUAAUGUAAUCGAUUUUUAUAACGAAAUGUAUUAUAUUAAUAAAGUUGUUGCAGUAUAUA